AUGACGAAGGAUUUCGCAGUUCCACCUGUCGUUUUCCCUUCCGGCGGAUCUUCCGUCGGUGCUAAUGUUCAACAACGACGAUUCCCGGCGACUCCGUUUCAGCCGCCGCGUCCUUCUAGUUCCGCAAUCCCUUUCAUGUCGUUCGACAUCGGAUCUGCAGCCGCGUCAUCUGCUACGCCGGCUGGACCUUUCGGCGGAACAAUCGCGUCGUCGUCGUCUUUUGGCGGUGGAGGUUCAUCUUCGUUUGAAGACGAGGAGCCUUUGCUUGACGAGCUCGGUAUCCAUCCAGAUCAAAUCUGGAAGAAGACUAGAUCGAUUCUUAAUCCCUUCCGGAUUAACCAAUCCGUUCACAAAGAUUCAGAUCUAUCUGGUCCGAUCUUUCUAUACCUAGCGCUUUGCUUAUUCCAGUUGCUCGCCGGUAAGAUCCAGUUCGGUGUUAUACUUGGAUGGAUCGUCGUCUCCUCUAUCUUCCUAUACGUCGUCUUCAACAUGCUUGCGGGUCGGAACGGGAACCUUAAUCUCCAUACGUGUACGAGCCUGGUUGGAUACAGUCUGCUUCCGGUGGUGGUCUUAUCGGCGGUUUCAUUAUUUGUGCCGCAAGGAGCAGGGCCGAUCCGGUUCGUGCUUGCGGCGGUGUUUGUGUUGUGGUCCACUAGGGCUUGCGCCACUUUGGUUGUAUCUCUCGCCGACGGUGGAGAAGAACACCGUGGCUUGAUCACGUACGCUUGUUUCUUGAUCUAUACUCUCUUCUCUCUUCUCGUUAUAUUUUGA
Messenger RNA from Arabis nemorensis, 771 nucleotides. The record is from the annotation of a GenBank genome assembly. NCBI's taxonomy places the organism in Eukaryota, Viridiplantae, Streptophyta, Magnoliopsida, Brassicales, Brassicaceae.